Molecule: messenger RNA, 596 nt
Organism: Anopheles darlingi
Lineage: Eukaryota; Metazoa; Arthropoda; Insecta; Diptera; Culicidae
Product: dynein axonemal light chain 4
Exons: 4
Coding region: 134-451 (105 amino acids)
Biological process (GO): microtubule-based process
Cellular component (GO): dynein complex
Molecular function (GO): dynein light intermediate chain binding; dynein intermediate chain binding
Source: RefSeq, a predicted model, not a curated record
GAGGGAAUGGUUCUGUCUUGCCUAGACCAAACAGCGAAGUGAAGGACACUGGUUUGACUGUUCGUAAUUUUGUUGAAUAAGGGUUUAGCUGUCCUUUGAAGUACAGCACAGGGCAUUUCACAUCGGAGUAGUGAUGGAAGAUCAACCGAAGGCGGAAGGCGAGGCGGAUAAGAAGAUUGUGCACGUGUACCCACUGGUAAAGUUUUCCGAUAUGAAUGACGAUGUCCGAGCCGAGGCGAUAGAAUUGAGCAUUACAGCGUGUGAGAAAUACGCGCAGAACUAUGAGGUUGCGGCCAAAACGAUCAAAGAGCUGAUGGAUAAAAAGUUUGGCACCUUCUGGCACGUGGUCGUCGGUGAAGGUUUCGGGUACGAGGUGUCCUACGAAACGAAGAAUCUGCUGUAUCUCUUCUUCGGCGGCAAUCUGGCGAUCGUGCUGUGGAAGUGUUCUUAGGGACAUCCCUCCUCGUCCCGUGUGAUAAGAGCGCCUGGUCUGCGUCUGGUUGACUCUCGGUUAACGAUGAGUUUAAUAUAAUUGUUUAAUAGCUUCUCAAAACGGGGUGCCUGUUCCUGAUCGUAAAGAUCGUCCUUCUUUCUUC